Conger conger (European conger) is the source of this 2131-nucleotide messenger RNA. RefSeq lists its product as uncharacterized. The record is from RefSeq and is a predicted model, not a curated record. Lineage: Eukaryota; Metazoa; Chordata; Actinopteri; Anguilliformes; Congridae. Bases 648 to 1415 code for a protein of 255 amino acids. The transcript has 6 exons.
UUGUACCAGAGGUUUAUAUUAUUGUGUUUCUUAAGGCAGCAGGUGUCUGUUCCACAGUGCAGGAUUUAGCCGGAUAAAUGUGCUGAGUACAAGCUGAGUUUUCCUGCUUUGUGGGUUUUACUCAGUGCAGUUAUCCAGUUAACUCAGUAAUCUUGCUUUGUGGGGUUUUUCCCGGUACAGUUAUCUAGCUAACUCAGUAAUUCUGCUUUGUGGGGUUUUUCCCGGUACGGUUAUCCAGCUAACUCUGGCCUGAGGCCAGAGAGAAAGUCAUGAAGGACCAAAACACCUAGACCCACAAUCCUGCCAUCAAAUGUAGAUAAAUGCUGGUUCAAACCAGCUCGAUACCAGCCUGAUAUGGAUCAAACAAAUCUGCUUGCAUCUCCCGUCUCUGUAUCUCCCAGCGGCACAACAAGGUGUUGUCAAACCUGUUCCCUGUCUUACAUGGGCUGGUGUUCGAAAGAGAGGAGUCUUAUUUGUUUUCUUCAGAGAGAGAACUGAACACAGAUUGCGCCACUGGAGAAAAUCCAAAGGCAAACACAUCAACUUCUUUACAUCUGAGUGCUCAUUUUAUAUCAGCCGAUUUAAAAAAAGAACAACAUCUCAGGCAGAAUCAAGACUGACAAGACAUCACCAGAAGACAGGACUAAAUGGCGUCUGAGGGGUUCUUCCUGGAGGAUGAUGCAAAGGAAGGCAAAGUUCGGAAGGAGCAGAGACAAAAACAGGAGAUUACAAAAAUAAUCCAAGAUGUGACGGCAGAACUGGGCAAAAGGAAUUGGCAGGACCAGCAGACACUCCAGAUGAAGACCAGCCGAGACAACAAACCCCCACAACUGGGCGGAGAGAAGGUCUUUCAGAACAGAAUCUCAGACUUCCGUUUCCGGAUGAGGACCAGCAUUGAUCUUUACCCACCCAGCAUAGGUGGCAGCACUGGCCACAUGCAGACAGAGAAGAGUGCAGACAGGCUGCAUGCCCUGAGGAGGAUGUCUUGGCCGUUCUCCAUCUCUUCAGCCACCUCAGUGGGCGGAGGGAAGGUCUCUCAGAACAGCAGCUCAGACUUCCGUUUCCGGGUGAGGACCAGCAUUGAUCUUUACCCACCCAGCAGUGGCAGCACUGGGCACAGGCAGACAGAGAACAGUACAGACAGGCAGCAUGCCCUGAGGAGGAGGAAGAUGUGGUCGCCCUUCAUCUCUUCAGCCACAUCGAUUGGACAAGAUUCUGGAAUUCAUUCCAGAUUGGGUUCCUUCAGCACCUCCGAGUGCCAGGCUGAGAGAGACGCAUCACUUCCUCCCGGGACAGGAAGCAGGAAGCCAAGGCGGGACACCUGGCACACGCCUCUCUCCAAAGGGGCGGGGCAGCUGGGGCAGUGCUUCUCAUUCUGCCCUUUAGGUAGCCUGGUGGCUAGCUUAGCUUGCUAGCCACCUGGAUGAGCUGUAGCUCCCUGCAGCAGGCCUUGGUGCACUGAUGGAGACCAUGGGACUGUGCAACCCCUGGUUCUGUGGACCAGACUGCAGGAGGGACUAUGGGGUUCUGUAUCUGCGGACAUUUUAAAAAUAAUCCCAAAACUUGCAUUAUCACUGGCUCACCUUUCAACUGACUUACAGUUACAGUGAGAAAAUUGAUAGCAUGCCUGUUGUUUAUUAUUUGCUUGUUUUUAUGACAUCAUAUUAUUUAUUUUAUUUAUUAUUCUUGUUAUAAGUCUAUGAACAGUCUGAGUAGCCUUUGGAACAACUGAUUGCAUUAUGAACCUAAACACUGAUGGGUAUGAAUGUAUUUCUGGCCAUGAAUGCUUAUGAAUGCUCAAUGUUCAUGAAUUGCUGAUUGUAUUACAUUACAUUGUUGGCAUUUGGCAGAUGCUCUUAUCCAGAGCGAUGUACAGUUGAUUAGACUAAGCAGGCUGUGCAGAUCUUUUUGUGGUUAUCUCCGGGAUUAUAACCACCGACCUUGCGUGUCCCAGUCAUGUACCUUAACCACUACACUACAGGCCGCCCCACUACACUACAGGCCACCCAGUGAUUAUGUGAAAUCUAUGAUAAACCCAUAACAUGCCAGUGCUGGACUGGAGAGGAACAGGGGAUGGUGGGGGAGUGCGGGAUUUGUUGUAUACAAAAUAAAACAAACUUUAAAAAUGAAA